Messenger RNA from Xiphophorus maculatus (southern platyfish), 4857 nucleotides. RefSeq names its product NCK associated protein 1 (gene nckap1). Gene Ontology annotation, cellular component: SCAR complex. The coding region runs from base 193 to 3597 and encodes 1134 amino acids. The record is from RefSeq and is a predicted model, not a curated record. The transcript has 32 exons. NCBI's taxonomy places the organism in Eukaryota, Metazoa, Chordata, Actinopteri, Cyprinodontiformes, Poeciliidae. Gene Ontology annotation, biological process: cell migration; cortical actin cytoskeleton organization; neuron projection morphogenesis.
GAAAAAAACAGACAGGGAGACAGAGGGGUGGAGUACAGGAAGCUGCUGUCCCUAAAACCUAUCUGAACAUGGGCGAAAUCUAAACACUACAAAAUUCACGGUUUCUAUUUUUCAAUCAUUUUUGGAACCAGAGGCUGCGGAUAUUUCCCAUAUUUUUUCUGGAUCGGGGUUGGAGAUAACUAAAGCGAGAAGAUGUCUCGGGGAGUGAUGCAGCCCAGCCAGCAGAAACUGGCAGAAAAACUCACCAUCCUCAACGACAGAGGCAUCGGGAUGUUGACUCGUGUUUACAAUAUCAAAAAGCAAGGACAAGUUUGGAAGGCAUGUGGCGACCCAAAGGCCAAGCCCUCCUUUCUUGUCGACAAGAACCUGGAGUCGGCUGUUAAAUUUAUCGUUAGGAAGUUUCCUGCCGUGGAAACGCGCAAUAACAACCAACAGCUGGCUCAGCUGCAGAAGGAGAAGUCUGAGAUCCUCAAGAACUUGGCUCUCUACUAUUUUACCUUUGUGGAUGUCAUGGAGUUCAAGGACCAUGUGUGUGAGCUGCUGAACACAAUUGAUGCCUGCCAAGUCUUCUUUGACAUUACUGUGAACUUUGAUCUGACCAAGAACUACCUGGAACUGGUGGUGACAUACACUACUCUGAUGAUAAUCCUCUCCCGCAUAGAGGAGAGAAAGGCCAUCAUAGGACUGUACAACUACGCCCACGAGAUGACCCACGGAGCCAGUGACAGAGAAUACCCCAGGCUGGGUCAGAUGAUCGUUGACUACGAGAACCCUUUGAAGAAGAUGAUGGAGGAGUUUGUUCCACAUGGAAAGUCGCUGUCGGAUGCGUUGAUCAGCCUUCAGAUGGUCUAUCCAAGGAGGAAUCUGUCUGCCGACCAGUGGAGGAACGCCCAGCUGCUCUCUCUAAUCUCUGCUCCCUCCACAAUGCUCAACCCUGCUCAAUCAGACACUAUGCCUUGUGAAUAUCUGUCAUUGGAUGCCAUGGAAAAGUGGAUUGUGUUCGGCUUUAUCCUGUGCCAUGCCACGCUGAACAGCGACGCGGCCGCCCUGUCUCUAUGGAAACUGGCCCUGCAGAGCUCCACCUGCCUCUGUCUGUUUAGGGACGAAGUCUUCCACAUCCACAAGGCUGCAGAAGACCUGUUUGUCAACAUCAGAGGGUAUAACAAACGCAUCAACGACAUCAGAGAGUGCAAGGAACAGGCGCUGUCUCAUGCAGGCUCCAUGCACAGAGAGAGGCGCAAGUUUCUCCGAUCGGCUCUGAAGGAGCUGGCGACUGUUUUAGCCGACCAGCCUGGACUUCUAGGCCCAAAGGCGUUAUUCGUGUUCAUGGCACUGUCGUUCGCCCGAGAUGAAAUCAUCUGGCUUCUACGACACGCAGACAACAUCCAGAAGAAAAGCACCGAUGAUUUCAUAGACAAACAUAUUGCAGAGCUAAUCUUCUACAUGGAGGAGCUCAGAGCUCACGUCAGGAAGUACGGCCCUGUGAUGCAGCGAUACUACGUCCAGUACCUGUCUGGGUUCGACGCUGUGGUUCUCAAUGAGAUGGUGCAGAACCUGUCUGUUUGUCCAGAGGAUGAAUCUAUAAUCAUGUCUUCAUUUGUUAACACCAUGACCUCUCUGAGCGUCAAACAAGUGGAAGAUGGAGACGUGUUUGACUUCAGGGGGAUGAGACUGGACUGGUUCAGACUGCAGGCGUACACCAGUGUUUCUAAAGCUAGCCUCGGUAUAGCCGACCACAAGGAGCUUGGCAAGAUGAUGAACACCAUCAUCUUCCACACCAAGAUGGUCGACUCUCUGGUGGAGAUGUUGGUGGAGACGUCAGACUUAUCCAUCUUCUGUUUCUACAGCCGCGCAUUUGAAAAAAUGUUCCAGCAGUGCUUGGAGCUUCCCUCCCAAAGCCGCCACUCCAUCUGCUUUCCUCUGCUCUGCGCACACUUCAUGUCCUGCACACAUGAGCUCUGUCCUGAAGAGCGUCACCACAUUGGGGACCGAAGCCUGUCGUUGUGCAACAUGUUCCUGGAUGAGAUGGCCAAGCAGGCCAGAAACCUGAUCACCGACAUCUGCACAGAGCAGUGUACGCUCAGUGACCAGCUGCUGCCCAAACACUGCGCUAAAACCAUCAGCCAGGCUGUGAACAAGAAGAGCAAGAAGGCAACAGGAAAGAAGGGGGAGCCGGAGAGGGAAAAACCCGGAGUGGAGAGUAUGAGGAAGAACCGGCUAAUGGUCACCAAUCUGGAUAAACUCCAUACAGCUCUAUCAGAGCUCUGCUUCUCCAUCAACUACGUCCCCAACCUGGUGGUGUGGGAGCACACGUUCACACCCAGGGAGUACCUCACCUCGCACCUGGAGAUCCGAUUCACAAAGUCUAUAGUUGGGAUGACCAUGUACAACCAGGCCACUCAGGAGAUCGCCAAGCCCAGCGAGCUGCUGACCAGCGUCCGGGCUUACAUGACGGUGCUGCAGUCCAUAGAGAAUUACGUCACCAUCGACAUCACCCGAGUUUUCAACAAUGUCCUCCUGCAGCAAACACAGCACCUGGACAGCCAUGGGGAGCCCACCAUCACCAGCUUAUACACAAACUGGUACUUGGAAACUUUGCUCCGUCAGGUCAGUAACGGACACAUCGCCUACUUCCCCGCCAUGAAGGCCUUCGUCAACCUGCCUACCGAGAACGAACUGACGUUCAAUGCCGAGGAAUACUCUGACAUCUCUGAGAUGCGUUCCCUCUCGGAGUUGUUGGGGCCGUACGGGAUGAAGUUUCUCAGCGAGAGUCUGAUGUGGCACAUCUCAUCACAGGUUGCCGAGCUAAAGAAACUGGUGGUGGAGAACAUGGAGGUGUUGACACAGAUGAGGACGAGCUUCGACAAACCGGACCACAUGGCUGCGCUCUUCAAGAAACUCACUUCUGUGGACAGCGUUCUGAAGAGGAUGACCAUCAUUGGCGUUAUUUUAUCCUUCCGCUCUCUUGCACAGGAAGCUUUGAGAGAUGUGUUGUCUUGCCACAUUCCUUUCCUGGUCAGUUCGGUGGAGGAUUUCAAGGACCACAUCCCCCGAGAGACCGACAUGAAGGUGGCCAUGAAUGUCUACGAACUGUCCUCGGCUGCUGGUUUACCCUGCGAGAUUGACCCAGCCCUGGUGGUGGCGCUGUCCUCCCAGAAGAGUGAGAACAUCAGUCCAGAGGAGGAGUAUAAAAUCGCCUGUCUGCUGAUGGUGUUUGUGGCCGUUUCCUUGCCGACCCUUGCUAGCAAUGUGAUGUCACAAUACAGCCCUGCCAUCGAAGGCCACUGCAACAACAUCCACUGUUUGGCCAAAGCCAUCAAUCAGAUCGCUGCGGCUCUCUUCACCAUCCACAAAGGAAGCAUAGAGGACCGUUUGAAGGAGUUCCUGGCUCUGGCCUCGUCCAGCCUCCUGAAGAUCGGCCAGGAGACGGACAAGAUGACCACACGAAACAGAGAGUCUGUCUACCUGCUGCUGGACAUGAUUGUGCAGGAGUCUCCCUUCCUGACCAUGGACCUGCUGGAGUCCUGCUUCCCUUACGUCCUGCUGAGGAACGCCUACCACGCCGUCUACAAACAGAGCAUCAGCGCCAGCGCAUAGACGCGCAGCAAGCGUGUGGCCGAGGCGCCGACAUGUACAUACCAACACAAACACUACCGCGACACGCCGGCCCAACCAGGCCUCGGCUGAAUCCUCUAAAAACCAACACUAUAUCUGCAAAAACGUUAACACACUAAAGAAGCCGCUAAUUACUUUAACCAAAACACACACACACACACACACACACCUACAGCUGGAUGACCUGAGGGGGGAUCAGUGUCUUUAUUUCUAUCAUUGUUUUCCAUGAUGUUGCUGGGGACCAUGACCACUGCAACACCUAAUAUACAAUGUUUUAUUGAACAAAAAUAUAAAGAUAUAGUAUAUAUAUAAAGCUGACACUGAAAUAUUCCUUUUUCUUUCUCCUUUAUUUUUUAAUUUUAAUAGACGUUUUGAGAUUUCUAUUGUCGAGCUGAAACUUCUCUGAUGAUUUGGAUGCUUACUUUUUGGGAAUGCAUUGGUUCUGAUGUGCGGUGGAGGUUCUUUUGGUUGUCGAGGACGACGGGUCGACGCCGAGAAACACGUUACUCAUAGGUUUCCACACACUGACAGACAUCUUGAACUGAUACUUACCUAACAAUCUUUCAUCACAUAAAAACCGUACAUUUGUAUAACAUGGUGAUGCAUUUUUGGAUUUUUUUUUGUUUGUUUUGUUUUGUUUUUUUCUAGGUAGUGGUAACACAAACCUUUUUGUGGGUAAAGAUAUGCUAUCUGUAUUCUACUUCGAUGUGAACUGAACCUGUCUGUUUUUAAUGUUUCUGUUUUAUUUUUAUGAUGAUGACAAUGAUGACCAUUUGCCAAAUGUGUUAACACUAAAAAAAAAAAAAAAAAAAAAUCUUGUGUAUCAGGGCUUGGAAGUGGUGAAGUGUUUUAUUAAUGGUGUGUGAUGCCUCUUUUUUUUUUUUCUUUUUUUUUUAAGUGCGACUGUGCGGCAGCUUUGUUAGCAGGAACAAAAACUUUGAGGGAACAAAUGACAGGAACGGCUGCAGACAUUCCCCUCAGCUGUUCCCUCUUCGGAGGGCCUUAUCGGAGCAGACUUGGUGUUUUCCUCGCCCCGUUUUUACACUCGUGAAGUUGAAAGCUGAGCAUCCACACUCCGAGGUUUUAUUAAUCCGUUGUGCUUAACUUUAUUAACAGGAAAUAAAUUCAACCAGUUCCUCUGAUGAAAAAGCAACUCAAACGCUAAUCCACCUCUGACCUGUGAAACUACAAAAACCUGGAGCUGCAAUAAGACUAAAUAAAUAUAUAUAUGUAAACACUCCU